This is a messenger RNA of Coregonus sp. 'balchen', 1969 nucleotides long. The record is from the annotation of a GenBank genome assembly. NCBI's taxonomy places the organism in Eukaryota, Metazoa, Chordata, Actinopteri, Salmoniformes, Salmonidae.
AUGACCAAGCUAGUUGACCGUGGUGCGCAAUUCUCCGCGCUUGGCGUUGGAAUACCAAGACAACAUGAACCCGGGGGCAACGACCUUCGGUUAGGGAUCAGCCCGUAUGGAGAGACCUCUCACUUCGCAGACUUCAAUCUCAUUGCCGCGUGUCAAGACAUUGCCCCCGCAAAGAAGUCCCAGUUGAUUGCCAAAGUCUCUGGAUACGCAGCUGCGCUAGGAAGCCGCUACGGAGGGCACUUCGGUUCACAUGGAUACACAGCUAUCGACUCCAGGAAUUUUACGUUCACCUAUCGCACUCCAGACAUUAUCGAUUCCGCAGCAAGAGAUACUCCGCACGGAUUUUUCAGCCGCACCUCAACAGGAAGUGUGCGAAUUCCCCCAAGUAUCUCUGAAAACCCAGCGCACACUCUCUUUUCAUCUAUAGGCGAACAGAGCGCAUCCCCAAAUGGAUACAUGGCGAAUAGCAGGGCGCAUUUGGGUACACAGAGAGACAUAUACGUGGGAGCAGAUCCGCAUCAACCAGUCUCCAUCCCGCAUUUCAGUGAUACCCAGCUCCACUUUGAUCACAAUGUGGAUAUGGGCAUGAGAGUGGCAACACAGAAUGGUCACGGUGCUUUCUUUCGAUACAUGCGACAGCCCUCUAAGCAGGACGUCACUUGUAAAUGGAUAGAUGAGAAUCAGACGAAUCAACCCCAAAAAACGUGCGGCAACAUGUUUUGCUCCAUGUUCGAGCUGGUUACGCACGUCUCCAUGGAUCACGUCGGCGGUCCAGAACAGGGUCUGCAUACUUGCUUUUGGGAGGAUUGUCCGAGAUUAGGCAAAUCUUUUAAAGCAAAGUAUAAAUUAGUCAACCACAUUCGUGUACACACUGGAGAAAAGCCAUUCAAUUGUCCGUUUCAUGGCUGUGGAAAAAUGUUUGCCAGGUCGGAAAACUUGAAAAUACAUAAAAGGAUUCAUACAGGUAAUGAGCCUGCCAUACAUGCUAUCAAACCAACCGGCCUAACACACAAUAUUUCAUGUUUUAUUUAAACAUGGUUGAAGUUACAAUGCUCUCUGCUUAAGACUGCUAUGGGUCCAACUUUGGCCAAUUACACGUCAAUAGGCCUAUCCAAAUGCAAUUUUGACGCACAACACAUUACAAUUUGUGAACUUCAUUUCUAUGUUAAAAUUAGGCUACACAUUUUCUUUGGCAGGUGAGAAGCCCUUCAAAUGCGAAUUCGAAGGCUGCGACAGGCGGUUCGCAAAUAGCAGCGACCGAAAAAAACACAUGCACGUUCAUACCUCAGACAAGCCAUACAUCUGCAAGGUAUGCAACAAGGCCUACACUCAUCCCAGCUCUCUGAGGAAACACUCGAAGGUAAGCCAUAUUUUCUGGAGAAUGAAUGCAAAGGUACCGGUAACUGCCUAAAUACAGGAAACACCAACCUAGUGUAAAUAGGGCGUUAGGCCACCGCGAGCCAGAACAGCUUACAUUACCCUAAGCAUGAUGAGAUGAAAAUUGCUUAAUUAACUCAGGAACCACACCUGUGUGGAAGCAACUGCUUUCAAUAUACUUUUUAUCCCUCAUUUACUCAAGUGUUUCCUUUAUUUUGGCAGUUACCUAUAGGCAUAUGACCUAGAAAUCACCUUUCUGCGUUGUUAUUUAUAUAAUUAAAAAAAACACACAACAGAUUACAAAAACAACUGAAGGACUACAUAGGCGGUUUAAUUUUUGGGGGGGAUCAAUCAAAAAAUACAGUUUUAAAUUAUCAAAUGUACAAUAAAUGUUCUCACUUAGCAGGUUCACAAAUCUCAAACCUCGGGGAACUCUCCAACGGGAACUUCUGGAUAUGAGUCGUCCACGCCACCAGCUCCGUGUAGACCUACAUCCUCAACCACCGAAGACUCGACAAAAACAUCCAUGCUGCUGGUCAAGUCAAUAUUUAAAGAGGAUCUCUCAACCAAAUUGGUUGAAUGGUACGUUUGA